This is a messenger RNA of Rattus rattus (black rat), 2262 nucleotides long. It is a transcript of the gene Ankrd49, whose product is annotated as ankyrin repeat domain 49. Gene Ontology annotation, molecular function: protein binding. The record is from RefSeq and is a predicted model, not a curated record. The coding region runs from base 234 to 956 and encodes 240 amino acids. NCBI's taxonomy places the organism in Eukaryota, Metazoa, Chordata, Mammalia, Rodentia, Muridae. The transcript has 3 exons.
CUUCUCGCGAGAGCCAGUGGUAGCAUGACGUCACAGAACUUCUAGAUUCUCAUUGGCUACAGAAUGGCUCACAGGAGCCAAUCCUAAGAUGCAGAGGAAGCAAACCCGGAAACGAAGUUCUCGGCGAGGUUCUCUCUGUGAAAGGUUAGAAAGAAACAAUGUAGACAUAAUUCAUCUCUUUAAAGAUUGCGCCCUAGUACUUGAAAUGCUUUUGAGUUAGAAGAAUAGUAAAAAUGGAAGAAGAAAAGGUAAAGGACGAUGAAAGCCCAGACCUGGCAAGCUCUGUGGCAAGCUUUUCUGAACAGUUGAACCAGCUUGAAUUGUUGGAAACGCACAGACACCUGAUUCCCACUGGCACGCAGAGUCUCUGGGCAGGCAAUUCUGAUGAUGAUGAUGAGCAAGAGGAAAAAAACGAAGAGUGGUAUCAACUGCAAGAAAAAAAGCUGGAGAAAGAGCCAAGCAAAUUGCUUCUUUGGGCUGCUGAAAAGAAUCGGCUUGCUACAGUGCAGAGACUACUCUCUGAGAAGGCCGCUGAGGUGAACACCAGAGAUGAAGAUGAAUAUACCCCUCUUCACCGCGCAGCCUACAGCGGACAUUUAGAUGUUGUUCGUGAGCUGGUGGCGCAGGGGGCAGAUGUUCAUGCAGUGACCAUAGAUGGCUGGACACCGCUGCACAGUGCUUGUAAGUGGAAUAACACCAGGGUGGCCUCUUUCUUACUUCAGCAUGAUGCAGACAUCAACGCCCAGACAAAAGGCCUUUUGACCCCUUUGCACCUUGCUGCUGGGAACAGAGACAGCAGAGACACCCUGGAACUCCUCCUGAUGAAUCGUUACAUCAAACCAGAGCUGAAGAACAACUCACGAGAAACUGCUUCUGAUAUCGCCAGGAGGACAAGCAUCUAUCACUACCUCUUUGAAAUCGCGGAAGGCUGUACAAACACUUCACCUCCGCCUUAAUGACUCUAGUAGUUUUCUUAAGUUUCAAAGUACCAGUGCCUCCCAUGUGUGAGAUGUAAAAUAUUCCCAUGUACAGAGAACAGAUGUCUCACUACAGAAGUUGUUGUAUGUAUCAUGGUUUUCUUCCAGGCGAGCUGCCUGACCUGAUGUCAAAUGUCUCUGAGAGGUGUUUGGGUGCAUCUGUGGUGAAUUCUGCAGUUUGUGAUUUUAUCAGAAGUAAUUUUACUGGACACGGGUAAUACAGAAACUAAGGAUAUUUUUUGGUGCUGAUCCAAGAGAAAAGUAUUUUUAAAUAUCCCAUACCCUGGGUCUUGUUCAGUUUAGCCUAUUGACUUGUAUUUUUAUAAACUAACUCCAAAUUUUCAUCUUCAACAUACUGGUGCAGUUCAACUGUCUUCUCUGCAUCUCCAUUGCUUUCCUUCUGAACAAGAAACACUAAAAAGUCAGUGACUUAACAUCUUUGUAAGUUUAAAAAAAAAAUAGUGGAAUGUUUAGAUGUUUUUUAAGAUGUAGGCCAUUCUGAGAAAAGCAGUUAGGGAGAUGCUUAAUUCUUGAAUGUUUUACACUGCCUCCCCCACCACACUCAUAAUCCUGUGGACAGUCCUACCUCACCCUGGUCAACCCAUGUGACCCUUACUGUUAUGACCAGACAGUGUCUCCAUUUAGACAUGCACAAAACUGUACCUUGGUCCAAAAGAUUAAAACUGCCCUCCAAAGUGUUCACCUUCCUUCCUGCAGGAUUGGGCAUUGCUCAUGAGUUCCAGGAAAUGUCCAGCACUACCCCACAGCCCUCAUUUUCUACAAGCCAUGACAAAGGAAAAAGGACAGGAAUUCUAACAGUGAGGAGUGAUUGUCAUAUGGGACCAGAAUAUCAAGUGGCUCAGGCUUUCUUAAAACAAAAACAAAAGCAAGCAAACAAACAAACAAAACUCAUAGUGUGGCUAGUAACAGUGUAAAUACAAAUAGAAUACAAGUUUGACGAUGCAGAAGGCAACCUGCAUAUGACUUCACCAGAUCUAUGGCAUGUUUGUUUAAUUACACUAACUUUUAAUCUUCUUGGUGCCUGCAACGUAAUUUUCGAUGGACUCCCUAGCCCCUCUGUAUUCCCAAGAGGUCUUCUGAACAUGAGAAUUUGAAUCCUAGGGAAAGGGCACUGAGGGCUCAUUGUCAACUUAGAAUACACCUCUAGCAUGUCUAGGAGGGAGUUUCUGGAAAAGUAACUGAAGAAAGGAUGCAUAUCCUGAUGUGGGUGGUACAUCACCUGAGCUCAAGUCCCAGAUUAAAUAAAGAGAGAGCAAGCCAAGAA